AUCGUCCACAGUGCCACGAGAUGCCGCCCGAUCCCAUACUGGACGAAGAAGACUACGCAUCGUCCGAAGACUCGGACUUUGCCCCCGACGACGCGCCCGAGCGUGAGGGCGAGGCAGAGUCGUCCGAAGACGAAGAGGCUGCAGAAGAUGGCGGCGCCGAGACCACCACGACCACCACUACCCAAGCAGCACCGUCUGCAGGACGCAAGAGGAGGAAACAGGGGGGUGGUGGUGGCGAUGGUGAGGAAGCAGAGGAUGCGGGGUUCGAGAAUUCUGGAGAUGAGGCGAUCAUAGAGAAGGGCAGGAAGAGGCGGAAGAAGGGACAGCAGGCGCAGAGAGACCAUGAUGACGAGGGCGGGGAAGGGGGCUUGAUCAAGACGCGUAGUAUGCGUGCUGUCGAAAAAGCAGAGCGCAAGACACAAGUGGCGGCAGGGCCCGUGACAGUCGAUGUCGAUGCACUGUGGGCCUCCAUGACGGCCGCACCGGCGAUCCCUACAACACACGAGCCGCAGCCAGCUGCAGAGGAUGUACAGGAGGGCAACACGGAACAGCGCGGGACCGGCGCACAAGAACCCGGCGCAGAGGCAGAGCCCAGCGACAUGAUCAAGAUCAAGCGGACGUACAACUUCGCGGGCAAGGUCCACACAGAGGAGAGACUCGUGCCGCGCGACUCUGCAGAGGCCAGGCUGUAUCUCGCGUCCAAGGGCGCGGGCGCGGGCGACCCAGGCGCUGAGGGCGCCACAGCCACUGCGGAUGGGGGUGGCGAGGGUGAGCCGGAUAGGCGCAUGCCGCGCAAGGCGUUCCGGUCGGUGUUCGAGCCGGUGGUGGUGACUGCCGAUGGCCAGCGGACGGACCUGAACCUGGGGAUCGCGAUGCGCCUGCAGGCGCGGGAGAAGGCCAAGAAGCUGAACACGGUGGAGAAGUCGCGCAUGGACUGGGCCGGGUUCGUGGACAAGGAGGGCAUCAAGGACGAGCUGGUGCUGGCGGGGCGGGCCAAGGGGUCGUAUGCAGACCGGCAGGACUUUUUGGCCCGGACGGAGGCGAGGCGGGAGGACGAUGCGAGGCGGCUCAGGCUGGCGGGCAAGGCUUGA
Molecule: messenger RNA, 1091 nt
Organism: Cryphonectria parasitica EP155
Lineage: Eukaryota; Fungi; Ascomycota; Sordariomycetes; Diaporthales; Cryphonectriaceae
Product: BCNT-domain-containing protein
Exons: 2
Coding region: 21-1091 (356 amino acids)
Source: RefSeq, a predicted model, not a curated record